AUGAUCUUGACCAAAACCAAGGGCCUGGCCAUGGUGUACUACAUCACGAACUACGCCACCAAACUGGAUACGCCGAUGUGGAAGCGCAUUGCUCGCCACCGAGGUCCCACCCUGCCCGACGACAGGCAGCAGGCAGUUUUAAACAAGAGCCGUCAGUUCCUGAUGAGAACGGCAAAUCGGAUCUUCUCCGAGCGACAACUCUCGGCCGUCGAGGCCGGCGAGCUGACGGACGCUGAACAGCCCCCGGAGACCAUCCCUCUGAGGCAAGGAGGGCGAACGCUUCUAUGCUUAGAUGCGUACGCCUACCGGGGCCAUGUUCUACGGGACUUAUGCCUGUAUGACUACAUGUCGAUGAUUCAUUUGGAUUCCGACUGUGACGGCUGGAUGCAAAAGCUUCGACGGCCCGACCAGUACGCCGUCCCGAUCUUCCAAGGAUACAUCAGCGACGACCAUGACGACGAUCACCCAGUGUAUAUUAAGCGAAAUUCUGUCCUACAUUUGGCACGCGAAGCUCUGGGCCACUCGAUCGGAGGUGACGACACAAUUGACGUCGAGUACCCACUUGACGAUGGCCGCUACGAAGAGGAGCCUCCAGCGAUGGCCCAUCGUCAGGCCUACAGAGCUCUACUCCAGAUUUUGCGAAAUGCCGUGCAAGAUACAGACGCCACGAAAGACUCCCCCGUCCUUGGAGGUUUAAUACGCGACCUGUGCGAAGAGAACCCGGCUGAAGAAGAACAGCCUUUUGUGCUACGUCAGGACGAUCUAUACCGGAAUAUACCCCAUGAUCAAGGUGACGCCUUGUGCCAAUUUCCAAUCUCUCGAGACGAUGUCCAAGCAGCGGCCAAAGCCCAACGACUAUUGCAUCUUCGGAUGCUGGAUGAUAUCGAGGCUGGUUCUCAGCGCACCGUACUGUCCGCGAAUGGCACCGACAUUGACGAUACCCUAGCUCGUUACGGCGAUAUGGAGUCCGCCGCUGCGCUCCCGGGUAGUGACCUCGAUGAACAAGGCCCUCGGAUGCUUGUCGACGUCAGUCCGGUCACUAGCUUCGUGGAGAUGGGACGCACCACCGCCGCUAGCUUUACACUGAACUAUCUACAGACCAUGGCCCUUCAACUCGUUUGCGUAUUUCUGGACAAGUAUACUGCCGAUCCGGACUCAGCUGGCAGUUCGGCGGCCCAGAUUGGCGGCACGACGAUCCACUCGGCCUGUGGGUUAGAUUCCCAUCGCGAUCCAAACAAACCGCCUCCCCCCUUCUCGGAGGCGAAGAAAUGGAUAUGGAAACUGAAGCUGGUACUCGUGAUUGACGAGGUCAGUAUGCUGGGAGGAGCCACUCUGCACAACGUCAGUCGUCACCUGCAGGCACUCCGUGACUGUCCGGACGAGCCGUUUGGUGGGAUGCCUGUCGUUCUACUGAUGGGAGACUUCUACCAGUUCGCCCCCGUGCGGGAAACAAGCCUCCUGAUCAACAGACCGCCGGACCGAACACAGACCCCCCUGCGACAAGCCACCAUCUCUCACCACAGCGGCUGCAGAUUGUGGUACAUGUUCAAAACCGUUGUGCUCCUCGAAGACCAAGUCCGCGCACGCAACGAUCCCCAACUCCGCGCACUCCUGGAUCGAGUCCGUAACGGCCGGCAGACCCAGCAAGAUCUGAGCUUGCUCAAUGCCAACAUUGUAGGACGCUCCCAAAUCACCUUCCAUGACGGUUUGCGUGCUAUAACGCCGCUGAACCGCACCCGGUGGGCCCUCAACAUGGAAGCCGUCGUGGGCUGGGCGCGCUUCAACAGGCAGCAUAUCCGUAUCUUUGUCUCGACUCACACCUGGCGCAACGGCACGCUUUCUCCAAACAUCGUAGCGCGAACCAUAGGACAAGGUGACGACUCUGCCUGCAAAGUCCCCGGCGUCUUCUUCUACGCUCAGGGCAUGCCUGUGGUUGUGAACAAAAACAUCUACACGGGUUUGAAAGUGGAUACCACUUGGCGGAUGACGUGA
This is a messenger RNA of Hirsutella rhossiliensis, 1992 nucleotides long. RefSeq names its product PIF1-like helicase domain-containing protein. NCBI's taxonomy places the organism in Eukaryota, Fungi, Ascomycota, Sordariomycetes, Hypocreales, Ophiocordycipitaceae. The transcript is spliced from 8 exons. Gene Ontology annotation, biological process: telomere maintenance; DNA repair. The record is from RefSeq and is a predicted model, not a curated record. The coding region runs from base 1 to 1992 and encodes 663 amino acids. Gene Ontology annotation, molecular function: DNA helicase activity.